Molecule: messenger RNA, 524 nt
Organism: Lytechinus variegatus (green sea urchin)
Lineage: Eukaryota; Metazoa; Echinodermata; Echinoidea; Temnopleuroida; Toxopneustidae
Exons: 3
Coding region: 41-304 (87 amino acids)
Source: RefSeq, a predicted model, not a curated record
UCUCUCUGUAUCACAUCAACCCACCAACCAACCAACCAAAAUGGCCAAGGCUCUGUUCAUCGUUCUCGCCGCCGUCCUAUUCGUUGCUGCCCUCGCCGAGGUUGAGUUCGACGAUGAUCUCGAGACCGACGUCGAGUUCCUCAAGCGGGAUCCCUAUCUUCAGGAGUACUUUGAGGCUGAGAAGAGGGGAAGGAGUCUAAAGAAGUACAAGACCUGCGAGAUGUUUGGCCAAAGUUGCUACUGCUCAAGGAGGAGCAACAAGAUUGUCUUCUGUGGAGGAGUCGCUGGUGGAGAGAACAUUUAAACACGUGACUGAUCACCUGGAAUCUUAUUGGCUGACGCUUCUCUUACCGGAGGUGUAAUCAUUGGCUUGACAAUCGCUCAUCGGACUUAGUUAGAUAUUAUUUUCAGUGAGGAACCCCCACCCUUAAUAGAUCCUAAUUAUAUUUUUUGAAGGAAAAAUUACCAACUUCCGAUCCCAUUCCGAACCAUUGUAGUCGUCAAAGGAUGAAAUAAAUCAAUUU